CGAUUGGCCAAAGCAAAAUGCCAACAAUAAUAAUAAAGCAGCGGCAACAACAAACAGUCGACGCAACACACAAAUUUUACCCGCAUCAAACAAAAUAAAAUAAAUAAAAUUGUGAUAAAUACAAAAAGAAUAAAUAUAAAAUAAAAUUCAACACACUGCAAAAGAGAGAGAGAAAGAUAUUAACGACGUAGAUUCCCACGUGUGUUAGCGAGGGGCUGGUGAGGUGACGCGGGGAGCUACUUUGAAUGCUACGCAAUAAAACGACAACGCUACGCAAUUUCAGCUGCUGCUGCUGCUGCCGACGCUCAACGCACCUGCCAAACAAGCAGCGCUGCUGCCGUCGCGGCUGCUGACGUGUGCAAAACGAGUGCGAAGCGACGACAGGAUAUUUAACGGCAACAACAAAAACGGUAAACUGCACGACAGAAAUUAACGAAGCACCAGUGCAAUUUUGACCGACGCACGCAUACACAUACACACACAUAAGAGCACUCACUUGCACAUAUACACAAAGAAGCAGAAAAAGCGCAACGCGAAAAGAGAAUACAAAUUGCAAUUGCAAAAAUAAUAUAUUAAAAAUGCAGCGCCAUCUAUAGCGCAACACAUUGCAUUAAAAAUCCUGCUCAAGAAUAAGUGCACAAAGCGCGACAAAGCAAAACUACGAAGAGAGGCCUAAACAAAAAAAAAAAGAAUCCAAAAAGAAAAAAAAGGGCAAACAGUGCGCGCAAACAAGGUGGAAAGUAAAAAAGUUGUUUGUCAACUUGUGGCGUCCAUUGCACAAACACACACUGCCCCCUCCCUUGGCCCAUGCUCUCCGCUCAAAUGUUGCAGCAACAAAGUGUCUGGCUGUACUGCUACCGCUGCUGCCGCUGUUGCUGCUGCUGUCAAGUGGAAGUGCAACUCGUCCAGUGUGCAUGCAACAGCGCCUGCGGCCAGUGCUAAACAACAACAACAGCGCAACUGCUCAAACGAACAAGAGGAAGAAGAAAAAGAAGACGAAGCAGCAGCAGAAGCAGAACAAACCAAAAGCAAUAGAAAGUGUGCGACAAAUCCUUUUUUCUGUUUAGUGCUGUCAAGUGUUGUGCAGCAUCAGCAGCUGCAAGCGUCAACAUGUCAACAGUUACACGCAGCGCCAGCGCCAGUCCGUGCAUGGCCCUCAACGGCAUCGUUGACGCCAGCCUGUUCCCCUUGAAAUCCACAUCGGAUGUGGUGAAUCUAUUCCGUCGUUCCCUCACCAGCGCCAUCGAACCAGAUCUGACACUGCUCUCCAUUGUCGUCGGCUACAUUGAACUGUCGCUGACAACGGGCGAGGCGGCCCAAGCUGCCCAGGCAGCUCAGGCGACUCUAGGUGGCAGCAGUGACGUCAUCAUGGGCAACAGCGUCCCCUUUCCGGUUGUGACACACGAGCUGAUUGCGGGUCUCUACAAAAAGUUCCAGAACAUAUUGUCGGUGGUGGAGAAGCCAAAGCCGCAUCGCCAGGCGACACGGGACAUCAUCAAGAAGGUGUCGGAUGUGAUUUGGAAUUCGCUGAUACGCAGCAGCUACAAGGAUCGAGCACAUCUGCAGAAUCUCUACAGCUAUUUGUCGGGCAACAAGUUGGAUUGCUUUGGUGUGGCACUCGCCACAACCGCCGGUUGUCAGCUGUUGGGCUAUAGGGAUGUGCGUCUGGCCAUCUCCGAGGAUCAUGCCUGGGUGGUGUUUGGCCAGAAGCAUGUGGAGAGCAUCGAGGUGACCUGGCACGGCAAGGGUAGCGAGGAUAAACGUGGCCAGGACAUUGGCGCCGGCAUCGAAUCCGGCUCGUGGCUCUACCUGGGUGGACUCGCUGUGGUCUGUGAACGUGGCAUGGAAGUCGCUGCGAUUUGUGUGGCACUCAACAUUUCGCUGAGUGCGAAUAGCGAUUGCGUUGAGGUUGCCGAGUUGCAGCAACAAUUGCUAUGGUUACUCUACGAUCUGGGUCACCUCAAGCGAUACCCCAUGGCACUGGGUCUGCUCGGCGAACUGGAGGAGAUCAACCGGACGCAUCGCAGCAUUGGCUGCGAACAACUAUUCCGCGAGGCCAUCGAAUCGUCGCGAACCCACUAUCACAAUCAUCAUGUGUAUCCGCACAUCUUUCAGGGCAACUACUACAAUCGCCUGUUGAAGUAUCGCGAGGCAUUCGCCGCCUGGGCCAAUGCAGCCGAUGUCAUCCGGCUGUACACGUAUCAGUGUCGUGAUGACGAGGAGAUCUACAAGGAGCUGCUCGACAUUGCCAACGAGCUCAUCCCAUACGUGAUGAAGACGGAGAGCUCGGGCCAUUCGGCACGCAGCAUUAUUCGGGACUCGGAGGUGUUUGCCAAUCUGUUGCGUUUCUACGACGGCAUCUGUCAGUGGGAGGAGGACAGUUUGACGCCCAUUCUCCACAUUGGCUGGGCCAAACCACUGGUCACCAACAUAACCAAGUUUGAUUACGAUAUACGCUCACAGGUGGUCAUCAAGCUGCCCGAGGACUUGGAGGCCGAACAGGCCGCCGCUUUGGAGGCUAAAAAGGCAGCGGCUGCUGUGGCAGCAGCUGCGGCAACUGCAGAGGCUUUGCUGCAUUUGGAGGGCAACAACAACAACAACAAUUCGGUUGUCAAAAAAGAUGAGAAGCCCAAAUCGGAGCUACCCACAACAUUGGCCGAUUUAACCGCAGCUUGUGGCGAGAAGAUUUUAAAUCCCGAUUUUCUGCUGCAGGGCGGUGGUCAGCCAUUUGCCGAUCAAAAGCAGCAGACGGCAGCUGUUGUCGCCGCCGAGCAAACCACGUCCAGCGAAGCAACGCACAACAACAACAACAACUGCAGCAACAGCAACAACACUGAUAAGGAGGCUAAAACAUCAACAACAACAAGCAAUGGGGGCAGCAGCAACACUUUGACGCAGUUGUCGCCGAGUGAGGCUAAUGAAACGCAGCAGCAAAAAGCGCAGCACAAAGAAGCUAAAUUGGAGGAGAGCAGCAACAAGAGCAACGCCCUCGUUGAGCAGGCUCCACUUGCACCACUUGUCGAUGAUUACGAUCCGUUCGAGAUAAUGCUAAAGCGCCCAGUGAUCACACUCUACAGCCAGAAGAUGAAGGGUCUCAAGGAUCUGCUGCUGGCAGAGAAGCUCAAUACGCACGCCAUCUCGCUGCAGGUGACCGCCCAAUCGGUGGCAUCGCGCAAGGUGCGCGGCGUGGCAGACAAUCGACAGCCGGCGACCAUUUCGGCAACCAUAACGGCCAUAUCCUCAGCGGAGGGCAUUGGUGCCGGUGGUGGUGGAGGGAAUGCAGCGAAUGCUGCAGCGAGUGGUGCAUCCUCAGCAUCCAGUGGCGAUAGCUCGACGCUGGCAGCCACUCGUCCAAAACGUACAAGACGCGAGUAAAAAGCAGUUUUCUUCAAAAAACAAACAAAAAACA
Messenger RNA from Drosophila grimshawi, 3409 nucleotides. RefSeq names its product menin (gene Mnn1). NCBI's taxonomy places the organism in Eukaryota, Metazoa, Arthropoda, Insecta, Diptera, Drosophilidae. The transcript is spliced from 3 exons. Gene Ontology annotation, cellular component: chromatin; histone methyltransferase complex; nucleus. The record is from RefSeq and is a predicted model, not a curated record. Gene Ontology annotation, biological process: regulation of transcription by RNA polymerase II; negative regulation of cell cycle; negative regulation of cell population proliferation. The coding region runs from base 1111 to 3375 and encodes 754 amino acids. Gene Ontology annotation, molecular function: transcription cis-regulatory region binding; chromatin binding; Y-form DNA binding.